UCAGCACCGUGUCCAGAAGGAAGAGUGUACAGCUCUGGCCAGUAUGAGUCGACCAUCGUGUCAGAGUUUGAUCUCGGUUGUGAGAACGCUUGGCAGAUGAGUACUUGUAAUACCGUGUUCUUUACUGGGAAAUUCUUAUCAAUCUUUCUCAGUGGAUGGCUGUCUGACAGGUUUGGUCGUCGUCCAGUUUUCUUGACCAGCAUUAGUAUUCAGGUGCUAUCUGGGAUAGCUCUGGCUUUUGCUCCAAACAUGCUUGUCUUCAGCACUCUGUACGUAAUACAAGGCGCGAGUGAUUCAAGCGCCUACCUCGCCAUGUACACGUUAGGUAUGGAAUUAGUAGGAGUCGGUAAAAGACGGAUACCUGCGAUGGGCAUAGGGAUAUUUUUUGGUUUGGGACAUAUAGUAAUGGCGUUCGAGGCUUAUCUUGUACGCAAUUGGCGUCACCUAGCCUUGGCAACCACUUCCCCUGGAGUUCUAUUUGUGUGUUUUUGGUGGUUUUUCCCUGAAUCAGUACGAUGGCUCCUAGCACGCGGUAGACAUGAGGAGGCGGAGGUGAUCAUAAAACGCGUUGCCAAGGUCAACAAAGCGAAGUUAGAGCAAGAGACUGUGGAUCGUCUGUUCAAAGAAGGCGAGGAGGAUCGCCGUGGGACAACAUAUACCCACAUUGAGCUGUUCAGGACCUUCAAGAGGACUCUUAUAACUUCGAUACUGGCUUUCAUCUGGUUGGUUAACGCGAUGUGCUAUUAUGGGUUAACUCUGAAUGCCAAGGGUCUGGGAGGUAGUCUAUAUCUCAGUUUUGCCCUACUUGGAGCAGCAGAUAUCCCAGGGCUAUUGGCAGCCGCCUUCUUCAUAGACAAAUUUGGGCGACGGAAGACGAUCUUUGUGACAAUCUGUCUGGGUGGCAGUCUUUGCAUAGCUUCUGGGCUCAUCCCUGAAAGUUUGUAUUUUGUGACGAUUACUCUUGCCGCACUGGGAAAGAUGCUGAUCACGCUGUCGCGCUCAGUUCUUUACAUGUUUAUAGUGGAGAGCUAUCCAACAGUGAUCAGGCACAUGGGUUUGAGUUUUUGUUCUUCGGUCUCUAGACUUGGCGCCGUAAUCACCCCUCAGAUUCUAAUCCUAGGUCGUAUGUACAGACCACUUCCUUUCAUUAUAUGGGGCGCAGUGGCCAUCUGCACAGGGUUCCUGAUUCUCCUGGUUCCUGAGACCCUGAACAAACCACUUUUGCAGACCAUGGAAGAAUGGGACGUCGUGCUCGACAGGAAAAUGUUGGGUUGCAAGGCUAAGAAGCAUAAAGAAGAGACCGGAGAGUCCAUUGUUACUACGGAUUGUUCAAAAGUGUGAUUGAGACAUCGCUUCAAAAGAUACAGUAUGGAAUACGGUCUGACCAAGCGUUUACAAAGCCACUACCUGCAC
Lingula anatina is the source of this 1413-nucleotide messenger RNA. Its product is annotated as organic cation transporter protein. Gene Ontology annotation, molecular function: transmembrane transporter activity. The record is from RefSeq and is a predicted model, not a curated record. Gene Ontology annotation, biological process: transmembrane transport. NCBI's taxonomy places the organism in Eukaryota, Metazoa, Brachiopoda, Lingulata, Lingulida, Lingulidae. Gene Ontology annotation, cellular component: membrane.